AAACAAUUAAAAGAAUUUAGCUUCAGGGGUGUAGAUAGUUGGGUAGAAGAAAUAAUCAAAGCUUUGCAAUCUCAAGCUAAUUCAUUAGUAUCUAUCAAACUCGAGUGUGUUAACCUCUCAGAAUCGUUAUUGAAUUCACUCUCUAAAUACAAAAAUUUGGAAAAUCUGAUGAUUUUGAAUUAUUCAGGACUUAAUAUAAGAUUACGCAAUGUCGAACUUAAAAAUUUGAAAAAGUUAUAUAUUAAAAGACUUUUGAUGAAUAUUAAAAUGCCAAACUUGAAAGAAUUAACCUUAGAA
Messenger RNA from Racocetra fulgida, 297 nucleotides. NCBI's taxonomy places the organism in Eukaryota, Fungi, Glomeromycota, Glomeromycetes, Diversisporales, Gigasporaceae. The record is from the annotation of a GenBank genome assembly.